This is a messenger RNA of Durusdinium trenchii, 1374 nucleotides long. NCBI's taxonomy places the organism in Eukaryota, Dinophyceae, Suessiales, Symbiodiniaceae. The record is from the annotation of a GenBank genome assembly.
UUUGAUGUUGUUUUUAAAACUUGUGUGGCAACUGGUUUGAACUCCUGGAUGUGUCGACAGCAAUGCUGACAGCAUUGAUGCUCAUCGUUCCCAUCACAGCCAUCCGGUCAUCCGACGAGGAGCUGUCUUACGGUUCCUGUGAGCACUUGACCUUUUCAGCUUAUGGAACCGCUGAGUGGACGGGAUGGUUGAAAGGUGCGAGGGGUGGGAAAGCAACGGAGCCUUGGAGAGUGAAAAUUAUGGAGAUGAACGUUCAGGGGUGCAUUUUCAACAUGUAAAAACGGCAAGUUUCCUAACAAAUUAGGAACCAAAGUGAUUCAUGCGACGGCGGGGGGCAGCUUCCUUGAAGAAGCGUGAACUAUCCUGCGUCCAGUUGCUACGAGCGUCCAGAUCUAAUAGUUACGUAGUGUUUCCUCUUUAGCGGCCCCCUGACCUUAGAAACAUGAUUUAUUUUUUUUGCAAUUUGAGUCGAGCAAAUGAGUUAGAGACCGUCCUGGGGCGGAAGGUCAUUGUGAUUUGGAGAAGUGUUACAAUCACAGGGUCAUAGGUUUUUGUGCUUUGGAAGAAAACAAGGUUCUAAAAAUUCUGUGCAGCUCUGAUUUUGGUGUUGGCAGGUUGAGCCGCAGAAGACCCUGACAACAACUUGGGACAGGUUCCAAGAUUCACCGCAACCUGCGUGAGGAAAUGACGUGGGAAUCGUGCGAGAACUUGCCCAAGAGGACGUCCUGUGAAUUCGCGUACACCUAUGAUGGCAAGCACUUCGUCCCAUGCUUCUGGUGGAAUGACCUGCUGAAAAGUGAAAACUCCCUAGAGCCUGCGCCCGACCUUGCGCGCUGCGUGGCCUCAAAGCCGCCACUUCCGGCCAUCGAGUGGGAGCUCUGCAGCUUUCGUUCAGAACGUGCCAAGGACGGAAGUGAGCAGGUAUGGAAAAUCAGAAGCAGCAGCAGCAGCAGCAGCAGCAGCAGAAGAAGAAGAAGAAGAAGAAGUCGAAGUCACCAAUUGGAAGGCAAAGGAUGUCACCAACGAGAAACACGAGGUGAAUGUGCGUGCCGGCUUGGAAGAGAAGUGUGUGAGCUCCCUUUGCACCUACGCCACUACUGGAAAAUGGCGAGGCUUCACAAAGGCUGCCCAGGCGGAAGGCAAGAUGAAACCAUGGAAGAAGACCCACGACUCGAUGAUGUCCUGGGGAUGGCAGAAGGCCAUGGAAAAGGAAUGCAUGUUCGAGAUGGGUGGCAUCCGAUUAUCCAAAGAGGAGGUCCUUCAGAAGAUCCUCACACCGAAGGAUACCUUCAACAAGAAGGUCUGCAACUGCGCUUCGGAAGAUAGCUGCCCCUAGUUAUCCGAAAGAAUUCCCAAGGGCAGAAGGAAAAAGGA